GUGUGCCUAAGGGAUAGGGUCUGGGCUAGGUGACCUUUGAUGUUCGCUUGAGCCAUAUGACUUAGACUUAAUUAGCCUUGCAUGCAAUGCUAUUAAUGUUCAUAGUCCAGAGGGAUAGCAGUUGGAGCUGUGCCAAGUAAUAUAAAGCCAAAUAUAUAAAUUCAUUUUUCAGUGGUAGAGAGCAUUGUGUCAAUGUGAAUUAAGAAGCAGGAGAAGUUGUUAAAGUCCCCAAAAAUGGAGUAGAAGGAAGGUUCAGGUGUUGUUAUUUUACAUGUUGUAUUGCUGAGGUCUCAUUGUGCAUUUUUUCUGUUGAUUUAGAUUUGAAGACUCGUUCUCUCAUCACCCACUGGAUUAUGCUCAAGGCUUCCCUAUCCAAUGAUCCUGCUGCAACAUCUUGGGCUUCCUCCACUUAAGCGGCCCCCAUCCUCUCCUCCUAUGUCAGUGGCUACCCGGUCCACGGGAACACUACAGCUUCCACCACAGAAGCCUUUUGGGCAGGAGGCGUCCUUGCCUUUGGCAAGGGAAGAAGAGUUACCUAAAGGAGGAGAGACAGAUUCUGCCCUGGAGGAGCUGUGUAAACCCCUCUAUUGCAAACUCUGUAAUGUCACCUUGAACUCAGCACAGCAAGCUCAAGCACAUUAUCAGGGUAAGAACCAUGGCAAGAAACUGCGGAAUUACUAUGCAGCCAAUAGUUGUCCUCCUCCCUCCAGAGUGAGCGCUGCAGUAGAGCCUGCAGCAACGCCCGUUGCUCCAGCGCCUCCUCAGGUGGGCUCUUUCAAGCCUGGAGGCAGAGUGAUCCUGGCCACAGAGAAUGACUACUGUAAGCUCUGUGAUGCCUCCUUUAGCUCCCCUGCUGUGGCUCAGGCUCAUUAUCAAGGGAAGAAUCAUGCCAAGAGGCUGAGACUGGCAGAAGCCCAGAGUAACUCAUUCUCAGAUUCCUCAGAAGUGGGUCAAAGAAGAAACCGUAAAGAAGCAAAUGAAUUUAAGAUGAUGCCUAAUAGAAGAAAUAUGUAUACAGUACAGAAUAAUUCAGGUCCGUACUUCAAUCCACGUUCUCGGCAGAGAAUUCCACGUGAUCUGGCUAUGUGCGUUACUCCCAGUGGCCAGUUUUACUGCUCAAUGUGUAAUGUGGGAGCUGGUGAAGAGAUGGAAUUCCGGCAGCACUUAGAGAGCAAACAGCAUAAAAGCAAGGUGUCUGAACAGCGGUACAGGAAUGAGAUGGAGAAUCUGGGAUAUGUAUAGUGAUUGCCAUAUUGAGAUAGAGCAGUUUGUCCUGCCUGUGGUUUGCCUUCUGUCAACUUGCCCUGCUUUGUGAUCCUUUUGAUAUGAGUACAUUCCUCUGCUUCAUGUUAUAUAUGUAACCUGCAGUGGUACUGUGAGGUGUUGACACUUGGGGGUGGGGGGUGGGAAACCUGCUUCUUAGGUCAUAAUGCAUUCUAAGGCCAACUGUGUUGCGCUAUGUACAGCAUGUGACCUUCCUGUUCUUCAGAAAGAACUUUUUAUUCUUGGCCAAGCUCUGGUUUUCAGAAGCCUGAUCACUUGGACUGUUUUAACAAUCACAUAUUCUUUUGCUAUUUUAGUUUUAGUACCUUUAGAUCAAACACUACUUUGAGUUCUUUCUUCAGAUCUCAGUCAAAACAGGUAAGUAGAGACUUUCACUUUCUAAGGCUCUGCUGGAACCAUCACCACAGUGCAUUGUCAGUAAGACGUAUGCCCCACGCUCCAUUAGGGUCCCUCCUGCCCCCCAGGAUGUUGUUUCCCUGUGUCAUUUCUCUCCAUCCUGAAAUGGAAGUUUCUAGAAUUUAGACAUUUUCAAAGUGAUUUUGUUUUUCCAACUACUGUAACUUCAUUUCCAAUUAUGAGUUUCACACAUUUAAUUGCCACCACCUCCUCCUCUACUUUUUCAUGAAACCCCUAGUUGAACCAGCCUAAUAAGCUUAUUUUUAUGCUCUAGCUGUACUAUGGGUUUUCCAAGCCCAGACUUGAAUAUCUAAUAAGUUUAAGAUGGAUAUUUUUUUUCAAUGAGCUUGGGAAAUACAAAGACAAAUUUGAUUUUUUUUUAACUUAAAGUUAUAUUUUCAUUGAUAGUCAUCUGCACUUACAUGGUAGUCUGAACGGUAAGUUCAUUAAGUCUCUUUCUGUCUUAUUUUGGCAGAUUUCAGAUAAUACAGUCCUUACAUUUUUACAUUCUUCUUUGCCCUGCUGGUUUAUUGGGCUGUUCUGAAAAAAUACCACUUCCUGCAAUUUAAUAGAGAAGUUGUUUUAAAAAUGGAUCAGAUUUCAGCAUCAUCAUUUCCAGUAGAAAAAUACAUGAAUUUUGCUUUUGAUCUUUAUAUUUUGGUUUUCUUGAAGACAUUAAAAAUAUAUUACUAGUGAUUUUUAGUAUCUGGUAAUUAUGAUGGUAUUAUGCCAUAGUAUAUGUCUAAAUGAACUAAUGAAAUACUCUGAACUUUAAUUAACUGCAUUUUCUCUAUUUACUAUGUUUUAGUAAAGAUUUACACUUUUGGUUAAGACUGGUGGCCAUCCAUGCCACAUUCACCAGGAAGUUUAUAUUGAGCAGUAUUUUUAUAGUAUGGUAAACAUGUAUGAUUAUUAGUGCUAUCAAGUGAAAAUGAAACUCCUGUGUAACCUUGAGAAUUCUCUGGGCAAAUGGAUGGAGAGAAGGGAAAUUAUAAUCAUCAUUAUUUUUCACUAAUACAAUGGGACAGUUUUUGAGCACUCUAGACCUGUCAUUAAAAAUCAGUUUUGUCAUUAACUUCUAGAACAGUAUUAAGUUACUUUAUUUUGCUAAAGCUUCAUAAUGAAAGGCAAAAUUAUUUGGUAGAAGUACAGAAGACUUAACAAAUGGUCUGUUGAGAUUCUAUCUGGGUCUGUAAUUCUUUGAUAACACAUUUUUUCACUGAUUUUUUUAAAAAGUACAUUUGUCAGUUUAGGGACAUUUAGGGCUCAUUUGCCAGUUGGUUACUCAUUUUGCUGCUAAGUAUGAUUUUUGGGGGCAGAUUUUAAUACAGCGCUAGCCACUUAGUUCUAUGAUUACUUAAAAAUCUCGUUUCCCUAUGUAGAGGUAGAGUUUGUAUGGUUGUAUGUGUGUAGAGACCCUCCUCCCCCCCCCCCCCCCCCCCGUUUAUGGGAUACCAUUUAGAGAGAAUUUUACAAGACCUCUAUUUUAGAUAACAUUAAACUAUUUGAAUUUACAUUUUUAUAACAGUGGCAUCUUUCAUUUUUGUUCCUCUGAAAAUGACAUUAAUGGACAUCUUCCUGCUGUUCUCCCUAAUUAACGAUGCCAUUAUAUAUGUUCAAAAAGCUGUGGACUUAAGGGCUUGAUUUUUUUUUUUUCAGGCCUUGUAUAUUCAGGUUUCCAGUUUCCCAGUGCCCUUAAUGGAUGUUAUGGAUGCAUAAAUGCAUUUUCUUUUGAAGAAAGAAGUUAGAUUUAUAAUUGUUUAUUGUUUUAUUUCUUUGCACUAAAAAAGAUGUAUUUGUUUUAUAUGACACUUGAGUACCAUAUUGCCUACAAUAACCCAAUUUCUUCCUUAAUUUCCAAACUCAGAAAUUGAUGAAUAACUUCUGUGAUCAUUUAUAGAAAGAAAAAUCACAAGUCUGUAUGCUGGUAGGUCGGGUUUGGGGAUAGUUACUUGCUAUGUUCCUUCCAUGUUCUCUAGGGGAGACGGGGACAGAGGUUGCUGUGGCUGUGUGCUGUAUAGACAUUCUAAGCAGGAAGUUGCUGCCUUUGGUCAAUGACACGUGAUCUCUCUUGGUUUCAUGUUGUGAAAUAAGCCCUAUUCUGUAAUAUGCUUUAAGAUCUAUACUCUUCCCCCUAGGAAAUCAUGUGUCUUGUCUGUCCUAUAUGCAAGAAGGGACAGAGGACUACACAAACAAAAUAUUUAGUAAAGAGAAAGAGAUAGAAAAAGGGUAAGAAAACUAAGAAGAAUUCAUAAUAUCAAAGUCUUUUUUUUCUGUGAAUAUCUUUGUAUAUGUUGUCAUUAAAAAUCACUGUUGAAGGUAAUUAGGAACUCUUCUAGGUAUUGAGAGUGAGAGUUAUGAUGGAGAAGUUCCAUGUUUCAAUUAAAAGAUAAGAUUGCAUAUGCUUU
Messenger RNA from Perognathus longimembris pacificus (Pacific pocket mouse), 4088 nucleotides. RefSeq names its product zinc finger matrin-type 3 (gene Zmat3). The transcript has 5 exons. NCBI's taxonomy places the organism in Eukaryota, Metazoa, Chordata, Mammalia, Rodentia, Heteromyidae. Gene Ontology annotation, molecular function: nucleic acid binding; zinc ion binding. The coding region runs from base 376 to 1242 and encodes 288 amino acids. The record is from RefSeq and is a predicted model, not a curated record.